This is a messenger RNA of Eleginops maclovinus (Patagonian blennie), 526 nucleotides long. RefSeq names its product chemokine (C-C motif) ligand 20a, duplicate 3 (gene ccl20a.3). Gene Ontology annotation, molecular function: chemokine activity. Gene Ontology annotation, cellular component: extracellular region. The transcript has 4 exons. Gene Ontology annotation, biological process: immune response. The record is from RefSeq and is a predicted model, not a curated record. NCBI's taxonomy places the organism in Eukaryota, Metazoa, Chordata, Actinopteri, Perciformes, Eleginopidae. Bases 102 to 410 code for a protein of 102 amino acids.
ACAAUUAUAAAAGGCGGCAGUCCUUAACAGCGAUCAGACCUGCCUAACUCCGCCUGAGGACAGAACAGCUCAGAGUCUCUGCUGCCAACUCACAGGAAGACAUGGUGUCAAUCAAAGCUUCAGUGAUGGUGAUCACACUCCUUACCAUUUGUCUGCUGGCCACAAAUGCAUCUCCAGUGCAUCAUGGAUGUUGUCGAAGUUACAUGAAAAACAAAAUACCAUGUUUUAAAAUCAAGGGGUACUCCGUCCAGACAGUCACAGAGCUGUGUCCGAUCAAUGCCAUCAUUUUCCACACAGGGAAGGGUAAAGCAUGCACCAACCCUGCUUUGAACUGGGUGAUGGAUUGUGUCAACCGUUUAAGGAAUAAAGCACACAUUGUUCACAUGAAGUCCACAAAAGCUGAUAUUUGAAGAGAGACGUGGAGCUGUUUUCCUGCCUGUUACCCAAAAACCAAUGAUGUUUCACAGUUUGGCUAUUCAGUAACUGAAUUCAGAAACCACUGACAAUGAAUUAAAACAUGUUUUAU